Molecule: messenger RNA, 680 nt
Organism: Vigna angularis (adzuki bean)
Lineage: Eukaryota; Viridiplantae; Streptophyta; Magnoliopsida; Fabales; Fabaceae
Exons: 2
Coding region: 77-529 (150 amino acids)
Biological process (GO): innate immune response
Source: RefSeq, a predicted model, not a curated record
CAAAACAUUUUUGCUGAUUCUAAAAAAACAGGGACACACACUCUCUCUCUCUAACAUCUUUUAUAUCUAAUCUACUAUGUUGGAUUUUGGAGAGGGGCUGAAUAUAGAGACUUUGAGUGUCCCAUGGCUCAUUUGGAUUCAACUUUUGGUCUUGCUUCUUCUUCUUGCCCUUCUAUUUGGCUUCUCCAUCAUUGCUUUAGAUCCCUCUCACCCCUCUAUUGCUCCCACUGCCUCCACCACUCAACAACAUCAACAACAACCCUCCAACUACCACUCCACCGCCGUCACCAACCGUCUUCAGACCACCCCGGAAAAUGCAAGUAUUAAAAGUGAGAUAGUAAGCAAUGGAAGCAGAGAAAUUGUGAGAGAAGAGAUUGCAGAGGGAGAAGCUUCAACUUCGUCCCUAUAUUUUCUCCACCCUUGUUAUUAUUUCAACUUGGCCAAAAAAGCAUUCCUCAAAUGUCUUGGUCAGGAUUCUACAUCUGAUGAUCCUUCAACACAAAAACAUAACAAAACUAAAGAAAGCUGAUUAUCAUUAUGAGUUGUUUUCUUUUUCCUUUUUCAAUUUAAUUUUACCUGAAUAGGUUGCUUAUAAAUUGUUAUUAAUUUCUUAAAUUUUAAAAUAGGGUGUAUAAUUUCUUAAAUUAUAGGGACACAAGGAUCAUGUGGCUCUCCCAAAA